AUGGCUAUUCUUCACACUCACCCCCCUAAUGCCAUCCUGGCCAGUACUCUCAUCCUACUGCUUUUCACUUCCCUUCCAAUCCCCAUCCUUUCCCAAGAUCCGAGCUCCUCCAGCCCCACCAUAGCCCAAUGCGCGCCAAGCCUGCUUCCGCUCGCCCCUUGUGCCCCAUUCGUGCAGGGAACAGCCCAGUCACCGGCGCAGCCGUGCUGCAACAACCUCAAGCAACUCUAUGCCCAGGAACCACACUGCCUUUGCCUCUUGCUCAAUGACUCCACCUUCAACUCCUUUCCUAUUAACAACACACUGGCUCUGCAGCUGCCUCUUCUUUGCAGCCUCCAACUUAACAUCUCCCCUUGUUCAGGAAUAAAUGUGCCUUCUAGUGAAUCUAGUCCUCCUCCUGGUUCUCAAGCUUCCCUUGGGACACACACCAACUCCACUGAUCUCGGGACAAAGACGAACACGACUGUUGCUGCUUCUCCAAUGGUUCAAGUGCAACCAAGAACCAGCAUCGUGGGAUCAGGCUUCGGCAGAAGCAGCAGCACCAAAUUGAGGGGGGAAGGUGACUUCGCAGUGGCGACAGCUAUGGCAGCCUUUCUUUUGACAGCAUUACUGUAUUGAGGCCCUACUAUACUAAUGUUUUCAUGGUAAUUGAUGGGUGCGUGUUUAGAAUGUGUUUAGUGAUUUAAUCUCGGAUCUAAGACCCAUGUAAAUUGAUUGCGAUGUUGACUACUUUUAAUUGAUGAAUGUUAUAUUUUCUGUUUAAUUAGACGAAGUAAAGAUAUUAGUGAUAAUAAUAUAUAACGCAU
This is a messenger RNA of Alnus glutinosa, 806 nucleotides long. RefSeq names its product non-specific lipid transfer protein GPI-anchored 10. The record is from RefSeq and is a predicted model, not a curated record. The coding region runs from base 1 to 618 and encodes 205 amino acids. The transcript has 3 exons. NCBI's taxonomy places the organism in Eukaryota, Viridiplantae, Streptophyta, Magnoliopsida, Fagales, Betulaceae.